UUAAUGACUCCGAGGGCGGUGAGAGAAAUUACGAAACUAAAGUUCUGUCACUUUUCGAUCGGCGCGACAAACGUUACCUACCAGCAACAUAAAACCAGUCGCCAGGAACGAGCUUCGAUUCUGGGAAAGCACGAUGGGUUUCGCGGAUGCACCAUCUGGUUCACUGGACUCUCUGGAGCAGGGAAAACAACGAUCGCCUUUGCUGUAGAAAAACUUCUCACACAAAUGGGAAUACCAUGUUGUGGUCUGGACGGUGAUAAUGUUCGCCACGGUCUUUGUAAGAACCUCGGCUUUUCAAAAGAAGAUAGAAGUGAAAAUAUACGAAGGGUAGCCGAAGUGUCUAAGCUAUUCGCCGAUCAAGGUUUAGUCUGUUUGUCGUCAUUUAUUUCACCGUUUCUUGUCGAUCGCAAUGAGGCGAGGAGAAUUCAUGAGACGGAUAAUCUCGGCUUUUUCGAAGUCUACUUGAGUACUUCACUAGAGGAAUGUGAGAAGCGCGAUCCGAAAAAGCUCUACUGGAAGGCUCGAGCUGGUGAAAUUUCUGGAUUUACUGGUAUCGACAGCGCUUACGAACCACCAGAGUCUCCUGAAUUGGUAACACUUCUUUGUGUCAUCCUUGCAAUGCGGAAGCUUUCGUAUCCACCCUUACGAGAGCUGUUUGUUGAGAGUGUUGAGGAGAAGCUUGCACUGCUUAAAGCGGCCAAAAAUAUGCCAGCUAUAGAGUUGGGACCAAUUGAUGUGCAGUGGCUUCAGGUGCUUGCUGAAGGUUGGGCAACCCCCUUACCAGGAUUCAUGCGGGAACGCCAAUAUCUACAAACGAUUCAUUUUGGACAACUUCUCGACCUGAAGAAGAAGACCGUGUUUCCUGGAGAACAGGAUGACGGCGCGUCAGAUUCUUGGCGGUUGGAUGAGCCCAUAAACCAGAGUGUUCCGAUAGUGUUGCCCAUCACAGAAGAGCAAAGAAAAAGCGACAAUGUUUCUCCUCAAAUCGCACUCACUCGCAAUGGUUCCGUACUGGCCGUGCUCAGCGACGGCGAAGUGUUUGCACAUCGUCGUCAUGAGCGCGUGGCUAGGCAGUUCGCCUUCACUGACGCGCGACAUCCAGCUGUCGCCCAGGUGCUUUCCAGCGGACCAUGGUGUCUCGGAGGUGAUCUGAAGGUGCUGAAACGAAUCACUUUCGACGAUGAACUGAAUGCUUUUCGAAAGACUCCAAAUGAAUUGAGGAAGAUUUUCCAGCAAAAAGAUGCUGACGCUGUGUUUGUUUUCCAACUACGUAAUCCAAUUCAUAAUGGUCACGUUCUUUUGAUGAGAGACGCACGAGAGAAACUCCUACAGAAGUACCGUAAUCCGAUAUUACUGCUACAUCCACUAGAUAAGUUGUUUGAAGACGAUGUUCCGCUAGCCGUGAGAAUACGCCAACAUGAGGCUGUUAUCACCGAAGGAGUGUUGGAUCCAUCGUGGACAGUUCUCUCCAUAUUUCCAUCUCCUAUGAUGUAUGCAGGACCUACAGAAGUGCAAUGGCAUGCCAGAGCUCGUAUUGCUGCUGGUGUGCAUACCUAUAUUGUCGGAAGAGAUCCAGCUGGUAUCCAACACCCUGAUACUGGAGAUUUUCUUUAUGAACCAACCCAUGGUGCCAAGGUGCUCUCAAUGGCUCCUGGUCUGAAUCAACUACACAUUCUGCCGUUCCGUGUAGCUGCCUAUGAUAAAAAGGCAAACAAAAUGGCAUUCUUCGAUCCUUCCAGGAAGGAGGAUUUCGAUUUCAUCAGUGGCACUCGAAUGCGUCGAUUAGCAAGGUUUGGUCAGACACCUCCGGAUGGAUUUAUGGCACCGUUGGCUUGGAAGAUUUUGUCCGAUUAUUAUAAAUCACUAGGCAGUGAAUAG
Molecule: messenger RNA, 1878 nt
Organism: Angiostrongylus costaricensis
Lineage: Eukaryota; Metazoa; Nematoda; Chromadorea; Rhabditida; Metastrongylidae
Source: the annotation of a GenBank genome assembly